UCGGUUGCAUGGAAUGAUUUUUUCUACUAAAUAAAGUCCUUUCAUCACAGCAAACUUUAUUUUUAUCAUAACUCAUCAUUUCAAUAAAGCUUUAAGCAUAAAGAAAAUAAUGGGAUCUCAAGGUCCAGCAACAGUGUUGGCAAUGGGCACAGCAACACCUUCAAACUGCGUGGAUCAAAUUACAUAUCCGGAUUAUUACUUUCGCAUUACAAACAGCGAACAUCAGACUCAACUCAAACACAAAUUUCAACGCAUGUGUGACAAAUCAACAGUAAGAAAACGUUACAUGCACUUGACAGAGGAGAUACUGAAGGAAAAUCCAAACUUAUGUGCAAAUAUGGCUCCUUCCUUAAAUGUAAGGCAAGAUAUGGCAAUUGUCCACGUACCUAAGUUAGGGAAAGAGGCUGCUCUUAAGGCUCUUGAGGAAUGGGCUCAGCCCAAAUCCAAAAUUACACAUUUAGUUUUUUGCACCGCGACGGGUGUCGAUAUGCCAGGGGCCGACUAUCAGCUUACCAAACUUUUGGGCCUUUGUCCGUCGGUUAAAAGGCUCAUGAUGUACCAACAAGGUUGUUACGGCGGGGGCACCGUGCUCCGCAUCGCCAAAGACCUAGCCGAAAAUAACAAAGAUGGACGUGUUCUCGUGGUUUGUUCGGAGAUAAACAUCUUGACUUUUUGCGGGCCUAAUGAAAAACAGCUUGAUGGCCUUCUGGGCCAGUCUUUAUUUGGCGAUGGUGCCGUUGCGGUAAUAGUGGGCUCAAAUCCAAUGCCGAAUGUUGAGAAGCCACUGUUUGAAAUAGUCUCUACGGCCCAAACCAUAAUUCCGAAUACCGAAGGUGCCGUCGGUGGGCAUCUACGAGAGGCCGGGUUGGUCAUUAAUCUCCAGAAAGAUAUCCCUAUGCUCAUAUCCAAUAAUAUUGAGAAAAUUGUUAUGGAGGCAUUUGAACCCUUAGGUAUUUCAGAUUGGAACUCCAUAUUUUGGAUGGUACACCCGGGUGGGCCUGCAAUUCUUGAUCAUUUGGAAUCUAAACUUGGGCUAGAGCCCAGAAAAUUGAACGCCAGUAGGCACAUACUAGCUGAGUAUGGAAAUAUGUUAAGUGCCACUGUCUUGUUUGUCAUGGAUCACAUGAGGAAAAAGUCAGCUGAAAAUGGGCUUAAAUCGACUGGAGAAGGCUUAGAGUGGGGAGUGCUUCUUGGGUUUGGGCCUGGAAUUACUGUUGAAACAGUUGUGCUCCAUAGUGUGGCUAUUGGCUGAUUAUAGGAGCUUUUGUUAUGUUAGACUUUUUUUUUUAUAAAAACAUUUCUUAUUUCAAUUUCUUUUUUCGAUUGAUUAUUUUAGUUUCUUCAGUUUCUAUUUAUUGAUUAUUUUACUAAACGAGGAUAAAUGAUAUAUUUUUUCAUAAAUUGAACUCAUUUUAUUU
Molecule: messenger RNA, 1418 nt
Organism: Mercurialis annua (annual mercury)
Lineage: Eukaryota; Viridiplantae; Streptophyta; Magnoliopsida; Malpighiales; Euphorbiaceae
Product: chalcone synthase-like
Exons: 2
Coding region: 110-1252 (380 amino acids)
Biological process (GO): polyketide biosynthetic process
Molecular function (GO): acyltransferase activity, transferring groups other than amino-acyl groups
Source: RefSeq, a predicted model, not a curated record